Messenger RNA from Hemicordylus capensis (graceful crag lizard), 3512 nucleotides. RefSeq names its product ATPase secretory pathway Ca2+ transporting 2 (gene ATP2C2). Lineage: Eukaryota; Metazoa; Chordata; Lepidosauria; Squamata; Cordylidae. The coding region runs from base 75 to 2915 and encodes 946 amino acids. The record is from RefSeq and is a predicted model, not a curated record. The transcript is spliced from 27 exons. Gene Ontology annotation, cellular component: Golgi membrane; plasma membrane; endoplasmic reticulum. Gene Ontology annotation, biological process: intracellular calcium ion homeostasis; calcium ion transmembrane transport; manganese ion transport. Gene Ontology annotation, molecular function: P-type calcium transporter activity; ATP hydrolysis activity; ATP binding.
AUAACCAGCAGCAGCAGCAGCAGCAAACUGCUGGCUGUCCUCCUGCGACUGCUGCCACCGACAGGCCAGCCAGGAUGGGAGCAAAGGAUUUCUUCUCUAGGUUGUCCCAGAAGGGCUCCUUCCUCCCUUUCAGCAGGAAAUACCAGCCGCUGGGCAGCAAAGAUCCUGAAGAAGAGACUGAAGAAGAUGCUGAGCUGAAGGUACUUGAGCAGGAGAAGGAAGUAACAACCCUUCUACCCAAAGAAGCCUGCAAAUAUCAUGUAGAUGACCUGGCAAAAAUGUUUCAGGUUGACUUGCAAAAGGGGCUUUCCGAAUUUUCGGUGCUGCAGCGAAGGGUCAAGCACGGCUGGAACGAAUUUGUAGCAGAUAAUGUAGAACCGGUAUGGAAGAAAUAUCUAGACCAGUUCAAGAACCCCCUUAUCCUUUUGCUACUGGCUUCUGCUUUAGUCAGUGUAAUUACUAAAGAGUAUGAAGACGCCGUGAGUAUCGCAAUGGCAGUCAUCAUUGUGGUAACCGUGGCCUUCAUCCAGGAACACCGUUCUGAAAAAUCCUUGGAAGAGCUUAACAAGUUGGUCCCCCCAGAGUGUAACUGCCUGAGAGAGGGGAAAUUGCAACACUUUCUUGCACGGGAACUUGUACCCGGAGACGUUGUGUGCCUUUCCAUCGGAGACAGGGUUCCUGCAGAUAUCAGGCUCACAGAGGUAACAGACCUCUUCGUGGAUGAGUCCAGUUUCACGGGAGAAGCCGAACCGUGCAGCAAGAACAACAGCCUCUUAGCAGAAGCCGGAGACAUGACCACCCUCAGUAAUGUCGCCUUCAUGGGAACCCUGGUGAGAUACGGCAAGGGCCAGGGCAUCGUCAUUGGAACAGGUGAAAACUCACAGUUUGGAGAGGUGUUCAAAAUGAUGCAAGAGGAAGAGACUCCCAAGACUCCUCUGCAGAAGAACAUGGAUAAACUGGGGAAGCAGCUAACUCUGGUUUCCUUUUGCAUCAUUGGUUUGAUCAUGCUGAUUGGCUGGCUGCAAGGAAAACGUCUUCUGGACAUGUUCACCAUCGGAGUGAGCUUGGCGGUGGCUGCAAUCCCAGAGGGCCUCCCCAUUGUGGUCACGGUGACGCUAGUGUUGGGCGUCUUGAGAAUGGCCAAGAAACGGGUCAUUGUGAAGAAACUCCCCAUCGUCGAAACUCUAGGGUGCUGUAACGUCAUCUGCUCUGAUAAGACUGGGACGCUGACAGCCAACGAGAUGACCGUAACUCAGCUCGUAACCUCAGAUGGAUUCAAGGCAGAGGUGAGUGGGGUCGGAUACAAUGGAGAGGGAAACGUAUAUCUUUUACCAUCCAGAGAAGUCCUCAAAGAAUUUUCAAACAUUUCUGUGGGGAAACUGGUGGAGGCCGGCUGUGUUGCCAACAAUGCUAUUAUCAGAAAGAUGACCGUGAUGGGACAACCAACGGAAGGUGCCCUCAUUGCCCUGGCGAUGAAGAUGGAACUGAGUGAUAUAAAAGAUAUUUAUGUCCGAAAGAAAGAGAUUCCGUUCAGCUCGGAGCAGAAGUGGAUGGCAGUCAGGUGUGCUCUGAAGAACCAGGGUCAAGAGGACAUUUACUUCAUGAAGGGGGCCUUUCAAGAAGUGCUGCAGCAUUGCACCGUGUUUAACAGUGCCGGCAUCUCCCUCCCGCUGACGCCACAACAGAAGGCCGUCUACACUCAAGAGGAGAAGCAGAUGGGGUCUCUCGGCCUGCGGGUGCUUGCACUGGCUUCUGGCCCAGAACUCGGCAGAAUGACAUUUUUAGGUCUCAUUGGAAUCAUCGAUCCCCCAAGACACGGAGUAAAAGAAGCCAUCCAAGUCCUCACAGAAUCUGGUGUAUCUGUGAAAAUGAUCACUGGAGAUGCCUUAGACACAGCCUUGGCCAUUGGGAAGAGUAUUGGCCUCUGCAAUGGGAGGAUGAAAGCCAUGUCUGGGGAGGAACUGGAGAACAUCACAGAGACAGCACUCUCCUCGGCAGUCAAAAAUGUUUCCAUCUUCUUCCGAACCAGUCCAAAACACAAACUUAAAAUCAUCAAGGCUUUACAACAGGCCGGAGCCAUAGUAGGCAUGACAGGGGAUGGGGUGAAUGACGCCGUCGCUCUGAAAUCAGCGGAUAUCGGAGUUGCAAUGGGAAAAGCAGGCACGGAUGUCAGCAAGGAGGCUGCCAACAUGAUCCUAGUGGAUGACGACUUCUCAACCAUCAUGAAUGCAAUUGAGGAAGGAAAAGGCAUCUUUUACAACAUUAAAAACUUUGUUCGAUUUCAGCUCAGCACGAGCAUCGCAGCUCUGAGUUUAAUUACUCUGUCAACAGUAUUCAACCUGCCAAAUCCUCUCAAUGCAAUGCAGAUCUUAUGGAUCAACAUUAUAAUGGACGGACCCCCAGCUCAAAGUUUGGGUGUUGAACCCGUGGACAAGGACGCCAUCAAGCAACCUCCAAGGAACAUUUUGGAUACAAUCCUCAACAGGUCCCUGAUUCUGAAAAUCCUCCUGUCGGCCAGUAUUAUAAUCAGCGGCACCAUCUUUGUCUUUUGGAAAGAGAUGCCGGUGGGUGGCACCUCGCCACGAACUACAACAAUGACUUUCACCUGCUUUGUGUUUUUUGACCUCUUCAAUGCUCUGACGUGUCGCUCGCAGACAAAACUGAUCAUGGAAAUAGGCUUUUUCCGAAAUCGCAUGUUCUUAUAUUCUGUGCUGGGAUCUAUUUUGGGUCAGAUGGCUGUUGUAUACAUUCCUCCGUUACAGAAGAUCUUCCAAACAGAGCAACUAGGAGCGUUAGAUCUGCUGUUUCUCACCGGGUUGGCUUCUUCUGUUUUUAUCCUGUCGGAACUUGCCAAAAUGUGUGAAAGAUGCUGCUGCAGAACAAAGACAGACAACAUCCAGCAGGAAGACGUGUGACUCAAAAAGCCGGGCUUUCCCUUCUACGUGGAAUGCUAUUUGGAUGAAACUGUGAGAUUCUGGGAUUCAUGCGGGACUAACGGAGCCUCUUUUUAUACUUCUUUGCACUUUUUUCGAGUGACUCUACAUCAACAGCAGUAUCAUUGCCCAGUCAGAUUUCUUCCACAGCCCUACUCAGAUUACGGUGCAUGUGCAUACAAGUGUAUACACAAAGCAUGUCUCGCCUGUACAUGCAUUCGUUUUAAUGGCAUGUAACGAUUGUACUUGGAUUCAUCUUAAAAGUGAAUCUGGCUACAGGUGCCCUCAAACGCAGAGUACAGGGAGGACGUGUACUAGGGUUCUGCGUUGAACAUAAUGUGUGGAUAACUGUAUUGUGUGUGCUGCACAAACUGUAUGUGUAUGGAACAUAACACAAGAAUAGGGCCAUGUGUGUCCAUCCAGCCCGAGAACUUGCCACAAGGGCUACGAGGCUCCUAAUUGCCAUAUGGUACUGCCUCCUAUAGGGCAGGAGAAGGGUGUAUAGAUGGACAGGAAACCACGGCACUAGCUACAGCUGCAUAUUUAUUUAAGUUGAAAUAAACCUUUUGCUAAUAAAAA